Arachis ipaensis is the source of this 522-nucleotide messenger RNA. Lineage: Eukaryota; Viridiplantae; Streptophyta; Magnoliopsida; Fabales; Fabaceae. The record is from RefSeq and is a predicted model, not a curated record.
AUGACUAACUUAGCUAACAUGAUUCAAGCAAGCACUGCGAGGACUACUCGUGCUAUGCGACGAACCAGGCAAUCGGUCAGAAGCGAAGAUGAAGAAGGUGUUGGGGAUAACUUAGUUGGUGUUCCAAGAACUCUAGCUGCUUUUCUGAAAGUUGACCCACCAAUUUUCAAUGGAUCGAUAAAUCCUGCUGAGGCAGACAACUGGUUCAAAGCUGUGGAGGGUGCAUUACAGACUCAACAAGUCCCGAAUAAUCAGUUCGUUGAAUAUGCGGCUUAUCAACUAAUGGGAGAACCUCAGCAAUGGUGGCAAGGAGAGCGCCGACCGCUACACCUACAGAAGGUGGACAUUACAUGGGCGUUAUUCCAAGAAGCUUUCUACAAAAAGUACUUGCAUGAAUCAUUAAGGGAGGCCAGAGAGUUGGAGCUCUUACAGCUGAAGCAAGGGUCCAUGACUAUAGCUGAAUACAUCAGCAAGUUCAAGGAACUCUAUAUGUCCUCGAGAAUAAGUCGGGGUACUCCUUAG